AGGGGGACUGCAUUUCAACUUGCACAGCUAUUCUCAAUUUGUCAUUCCCUUCCAUCAUCCAUUAAUUUGGCAUUACCUUGGCUUAUUUGCUUUGCUCCUAUCAUAUCAGUUUAGCAUCUAUCUAUCUAUCUAUCAAUCAAGUUAUUGCCACAACCAAAUUCAAGGGAGGGAAAAGAAGGAGCAGCCUCACCCUUAUAAUCUCCUACAGCUCCUUCCUCUCUUGUAAGGUUCAAAUUCUUGCUACCAACUCUUGUUUUUCUUCCUCCUGAACACACCCUCCGUUUCAGUCAACUGAAAAAACAAAUUGCUGGUUAGACUUCAAUUCAGCUGCCAACUUAUUAUGGAUUUUGGGAUAUCUUGUCUCUUCUCCUUAAAUCAGGCUUCAUUGGGUUCAUCAUCUUUCUAUGCAUGCUUUAAUUCAUCUUCCAGAUCAUCCAUUUUGUGUUUUGGAAGUAGUUUCCCAGAGCCCGAGAUCUUAAACUCUGUCUUGAAACCCUCUUCCUCCAAAUUCACUGCUGCCUCGUCUCCCUUUAGAGAAGACGCUUGAUCUUCUUCCAGCUUUUUUACCUUUCUUUUUCUCUUGCUUUAGUGUGGUAGACUAUUUUUUUUAGCUCCAUUUUUCACCUUUCCCCAGAGCAAUUUGCAAGGCAAGAUAAAGUGACAAAAUGUUGUGCACACCAUAUUGCGUGCCAGCGGCAGCUAUGGCUUCUCCGACUUUCCCUGAUCAUUGCUUUAUCAGGCUCUUAAGACUGCAAGGGACAAGUUCACUCGAGAAAUCUCGAUCCAGUCCAAGGACAAGGACAUCUCUCUUGCUAAGGCUUUGCUUUAUGUUGCAGCUGAAGAUGAGGCAUUCAUGGCUUUUAACCAAGAGAUGGACACUCGCUCCCUCCUGAAUGAAAGGAGAAAUGUUUCUUCCCCAUCUGAUACCAAAGAGUGGGAUUCUGUGGAGCAAAUGCCUUUGGGUGGAAAGACCAUAUCUGAAUGGCUGAGUGAGUUGGAUGCAAUUGCUAAAGAAGUUGAAGCAGAGCUAGUUUCAAGAGACAUAGGCUGCCAUCUGGUUGAAGUUUUGGAGGCAGUCAAUUUAGUUCUUUUUGAGUUAAGAGGCUUCAAAAGAUCCCCUGUUCUCGUGGAUUCUAAGCAUUCAUACUUACACUCAAUACUGAGCUCUGGAUGUGGCAGUGCAAUUUUGCUUAGCAUAAUUUACAUUGAAGUUUGUCGGCGACUUGGUCUAACCAUUGUGGGAUCUCGAGUUGGGGGAGAUUUUUUAAUAUGGCCCCAGACAGGGUAUCCAGAGGAGCUCUUCAAAGUGACUUCAGGACACAGCUUGUUCGCUAUUGUCAAUGGAAGGUGUGUGGAGGACCCUAGAUCAAUGGCAUCAGAUUUAACUGGUACUUCACUUUUAGGGCUUGAGAUAGCUACAAACCGUGAUAUUAUUGGGAUUGCUCUAGCCAAUUUAAUUAGGCUUCACUGGAAACGUGCUUCGAGAUCAAAUCAUGGGUUGAUGCUGACUUCUCCCCUUAGGCAUGUUCAUAAUGCUGAUGAGAAACCUAACAAGAUUGAUAAAUCAAAUGUCCCUUUGUUGCGGCCUCAAGAUCUUAGGCUAGCUAUCAUGGCUUCAGAAAGAUUGUUGAUUCUGCAGCCACAUAAUUGGGCACUAAGGAGAGACCAUGGCAUGAUGCUGUAUUAUAAUAGGGAAUAUGGCAAGGCAGUGCAAGAGCUUAGCAUCUGCAUGGCCUUUGCUCCAGAGGAAGAGGCAGAGAUUCUUGAACCCUUUGUUGAGAAAUUGCAUUUGAUGCGGCUGGAGUUGUCGUGGAAGUCUUUGGGUCAUGCUGGCCGAUUGGCUGUUCCUUGAUUUUGUAUAUAACCCUCUCUCGCUCUCUCUGAAAUCCUCCUUGAGGCACCUAUAGUUUAAUGGAUGAGAAAUCUGCUACUGUGAGUUCUAUUUGACUUUGAAUGAAUAUUCCACCUCAACCAUGCUUGAUUAGCAUGCAUGGCCUUUUUGAUCAUGAGAAGUGCGGUGGAAGGCGCAUGGAGAUCGAAAUGCAAUCCUUCUUAAAACA
This is a messenger RNA of Theobroma cacao (cacao), 2060 nucleotides long. The record is from RefSeq and is a predicted model, not a curated record. Lineage: Eukaryota; Viridiplantae; Streptophyta; Magnoliopsida; Malvales; Malvaceae.